UCUCUCGUCUAGCUAUGUGAUUUGGCCAGAAGAGUGAGAACUAGUUAAUAAAUUGAGAACGUCAAGUAAGACACUAUGGUAGUGGGCAGCUUUCACAAUCAUACGUUAUGAUUCACCCACACUUACCCUAACCCCCAUGGAUGCAUUGCAGAUUUUGGAAACAGAAUUCUCAUACAAACUUCCCCAAAGUGAUCUCCAAUUCUCCUCCUUUUACUUUCUUUGGCUACAGUGUGCUUUUGAAAUCCACAGUCUGGUAUAAACAAAUUAAUUAGCUUUUAUCCAAAAUAUUUACACUAUGCAUCAAUAAAUCCUGCAUACCAUCCUUCAAUCUUAAUUAAACCUUUACCAAAAGGAAGAAAUAUUAAGCCCCUUUGCAAUCAAUAAGAUAGAGAAGGAAGAGCCAAAAUACAAUAAAUAGGAGGAAGAGAGAACAGGAAGGGGAGGGGAGGGGAGGGGUGUUCGAGAGUGACACACUGACAACACAACUAAUGAGAAGCCCGCCGCAGUCUUCCUCCAAGAAAACUGUAGCAGCAGAAAGUGGUAAUGGCUGUAGCACAGGAAAGAAGGUGACGGUGACUCCAUGUUGCAGCAGCCGGUUAGGUCUGAAGAGAGGACCGUGGACAGCUGAGGAGGACAAGCUGCUGGCUGAUUACAUAAAAAGGGAAGGUGAGGGGAGGUGGAGAACACUGCCGAAGAAAGCAGGGCUGCUUCGCUGCGGGAAAAGUUGCCGCCUCCGCUGGAUGAACUACCUCUGCCCCUCCAUCAAGCGCGGCCACAUCACUCCUGCUGAGGAAGAUCUCAUUCUUCGCCUACACCGGUUGCUUGGAAACAGAUGGUCUCUGAUAGCUGGAAGAAUUCCAGGGCGCACAGACAACGAGAUAAAGAACUAUUGGAACACUUACCUUAGCAAGAAGCUGGUCAGCCAAGGUAUUGAUCCAAAAACUCACAAGCCAUUCAUCCACCCGCCUUAUAAAGAUUUGACUGCUCCAUCCGAAGCAGCAGGCGAGAACAACCCAUCGUUUUGCAGCCCGAAUGAUAUCGGUGCCCCAUUUGAUGACCCCUUAGAAAAUGCGGUCAUAAACAGCACUCAAGUACCCGAAGAUGGGAAAUUGGUUUGUCCAGUUAGUAUGGAUGAGGAAUUGAUGAGCAAGUGUUGGGAGGGAAUGAGCGGCGGAGACAAAGACAUGGCGGAUUGUUGCAUGGAUGAUUUGUUCUUGAAUUCUCUGAUUAAUGAUGAUCUCUCUGUUCAGUGAACCGAUCCAGGAGGAGCAUCAGCAGCAGCCGCCGCCGCCUUUAUAUUUGAACUGCCCCAUCAAUUAGUUUUUAGCCUUCAUUGUUUCUGCAAUUUAAUGGGCUUUAGACCUGAAAGGAUCACAAUCCAAUCCAUUUCGUUAGUGAUGGUUUAAAUUUCUUACUUUCAUCAGCUUUAACUUACAACUAGCUGAGAGAGAUGACCAGCUACUUCAUAUAUGAAUCAAAAUGGUUGGUCAUACUCGUAUUCUCAUGGCCAUAUUCAAUGAUGAUAUGAUAGUCGAAACACACACACACUCACACUCUCCUUUAAUCGACCGUGGAGUAAGAGUCCUGUGAUCAAAGUUGUACUCAUCGAGUAGAAACACAAAUCUAGUACUGUAGAAGUGACUGUGUAGGAGACUAGUCGAAGAGAUUGGUAAGAGAAACAAA
Andrographis paniculata is the source of this 1683-nucleotide messenger RNA. Its product is annotated as transcription repressor MYB5-like. The record is from RefSeq and is a predicted model, not a curated record. The transcript is spliced from 2 exons. The coding region runs from base 489 to 1253 and encodes 254 amino acids. NCBI's taxonomy places the organism in Eukaryota, Viridiplantae, Streptophyta, Magnoliopsida, Lamiales, Acanthaceae.